AUGAGCAAAAUGGCUGAAGGUCUCAAGAGCCGAGUGAGCUCAGAGAUGGUGAGUGAUGUCAAUAUCAUGCAGAUCUCAUUGCAACUUCUUCUCAUCCACCAUCUCAUGGCCUGUUCCUGGUAUUACGUCGGCACUGUAGAGUCGGAUGGAUGGGUCGCCAAGAACAUGUUUGUUGCGUCGGUUUCGUACAAGUACACAACGUCCCUCCACUGGACCUUCUGCCAGCUGGGCUUUGGUGGCACAGAGAUCGAACCUGUGAACACGGCUGAGCGGAUUUUUGGUAUCCUUGUGGCGCUUUUGGCCCUGGCCAUCUUCUCCACUUUACUGGGAACCAUCGCCAGCCAUAUGGCCACGCUGUCGAGGAACACGGAGGAGAGGCGCAGCCUUUUCCGGCAGCUCAGCAAGUUUCUAGGCCGGCAGCACAUCCCUGCGGAGCUUGCCCUGCGUAUCCGAUGUUUCCUGGAGCAUGCCUACAACUUGAAGCAGCAGACCGUGCUUGAAACGAAAGUACCGUUGCUGGACCUACUCUCCAAGCCUCUACGUGGCGAGUUGCACUGCGCCAGAUAUGAGGGCCACCUGAGGCAGCUGGACUUUCUUCUGCUGCUGUCAGAGACCCAGCGAGCAGAUGCUGUGCGGCGCCUGGCUCACAGAGCCCUGCAGCAGCGGACCUACGCGGCCACGGACUCCAUCUUCGAAGCAGGCAACAUUGCCUCAGAGGCAUAUUUCUUGACAAAGGGUGCUUUGUCGUAUGUGCUGGGCUCUGAGAAGCACUCCGUCACGAAGUGCCGCUGGCUAGCCGAGAUGAGCUUAUGGACUCCGUGGCUACACCUGGGCGAGCUGACGGCUUCGAAAGAUUCCGAGGUGCUAGCCAUCAAAGUGGAACAGUUUCAUGACUCGAUGCGACGCUCUUAUGACAUCCUUCAUAUCGCGCACCAAUAUGCUGCAGACUAUGUCGAGGCCAUGAAUCACUUUGUGCUUGUCACAGACCUGUGGCAGAAGAUUUCGGACCCAGCGAGACAUGACGAGCAACCCAUCGAUCCUGCUGGAUCACCAACGCUCCAGACAAAUCGUUCCAAGAAGUCUGCUGGAGGCACCCGUGGCUGGCUCACAACGCGUUUUCAGAGACUUGUUUCCAAGCGCAAGAUGGCUGACUUCAGCCAAAUCGCCCCUCUCAAUUGA
Messenger RNA from Symbiodinium pilosum, 1179 nucleotides. The record is from the annotation of a GenBank genome assembly. Lineage: Eukaryota; Dinophyceae; Suessiales; Symbiodiniaceae.